CUCCCCUUUUCCCUUACUCGAACCACCAAAAGCAUCUCCUUUUGCUCUCCACACACUCCGAGAAACCCGACCAGAGGAAUCGCCAGGGUUCUUCUUCCUUCGUCGGACUUCAAUCCGAGCGGAAGGCACCGAAUCUUGUUGCUCGCUUCGUCGCUCCUCUCAGAUCCGAAGCUUCGAAUCUCUUCCUCGCAGGUAGAUCAAAGCGUCGGAGAGGGGACAUGGGGAAAAACCAGGGAGUCAGGAUCCUUUUGGGCUUAACCUUCUCGUUCCUUUCCCUCCUCCUCCUGUACGCGUGGUAUUACUGUUAUCGGAGGAGAUUUUCGUCGAGGAGGAGCAAAGGCGGCUCCUUGGAGGACGGCGGUGGUGUUCGAUAUGGGGGAGAGGAGGAAUUGCAGGCGGAGGAGCUUAUCAAGUUCGCCGGAGGGGAGAGUUUGACGGCCCACGACAUCUUGGACGCGCCGGGGGAGGUGGUCGCCAAGUCGGGGUACGGGACGCUUUAUCGGGCUAGCAUUCAGAAGAGCAACUCGGUGGUGUUGCUCCGGUUCGUCCGGCCAGAUUGCGUUGGCCGGACCGAGGAGGUGCUGCCGGCAGUCCGGACGUUGGGAUCGGUCCGGCACCCGAAUCUGGUGCCGAUGAGGGCCAUGUAUGUGGGGCCGAAGGGGGAGAAGCUCUUUGUGCAUCCUUUCUAUGCCGCAGGGACUCUAGCACAGCUCCUGAGAGCUGGUGUUGCUGAAUCGCACAGAUGGGAUAUCAUCUACAAAUUAUCUUGUGGCAUCGCCGGGGGGCUGGAUCACCUGCACAAUGGGUAUGAGAAGACCAUAAUCCAUGGCAACCUCAAAUCGAACAACAUUUUACUCGAUGCUGAUUUCCAGCCUCGCCUCUCGGAUUUCGGUUUGCACAUCAUACUGAAUCCAGCUGAAACCCAGGAAAUGCUUGAAGCCUCAGCAGCUCAGGGCUACAAAGCCCCUGAGCUGAUGAAGAUGAAAGAUGCCAGCAGGGAGACCGACGUCUACAGCUUGGGGGUCGUCUUGCUCGAAAUGCUCACUCAAAAGGAUCCCAUCAAUAACGAUUUCUUGCAAUCGAAGGAUCUUCAUCUGCCCUCGUUCUUGAGAAUUUUGGUUCUCGAGCAUAAAGUCUCUGAUGUGUUCACCUCGGAGCUCCUAAAGGAGAGUAUAAAUCAGAAUUCUAGUAAUGAAGAUGGUCUGGUGAUGCUCUUUCACCUGGCAGUGGCUUGUUGCUCUCCGUCGCCUACCAUGAGGCCAGACAUCAAAACAGUUCUCGGGCGGCUCGAAGACAUUGGUCGAUGAUGAUCAUCCAUCCUGGGAGUGAUGGUAGCUAGCAGUAGCAGUAGCAGUAGCAGUGGUACCAACUAUUGUUGAUGAUGUGCUAACAGAGGAGACAAAACCUUAAAUUUGCAAAAGUAGAUUAGGACCCAUUUGAUGUGUUGUUGGCUUAGCAAAUUUGCAUCCCUUGUGACUUCUGGAUCAGAGAUCUCUGCGAGCGUGAGGAACAUGUGGUUGUUGGUAUGUGCAUUUGUUUGGUUACAGAGGAACCAUCAUGCAUGAUCGAUCCACAAGAGUUCCAGUUGACAAUGUAUAGUCUUCCCUAAUGGGAUUGGGAAGAAACAUGUGGCCAGAUAGAUAGCUACAAGACAUGGACAAAUUUGAACUCUUGGAGAAAGUUAACUAGUGGGAGCUCAUCUGAAUCCCCUUUUGGUUGUCUUCUCUCCACCGCGGAUUAGCAUGAGUUGGAGAUCCGUCAUAAGAACAUGAAACCAGCAAAAUCCAAUGCAAUCAAUCUUUAUCUCUCCUUGGAGACUCCCAGUCUGAUGCUUGUGGUCCUCGGUCCCCUACUGUUCUGUCGAUGCAUCGAAGAAGAAGAAAUCAUGUGAUUGGUGCUUCUUUUAUCUUGCCUAUUAAAUGGAUUUGGCUAGAUGUGCAGGGACCUGAAACCUUCACUGCCACCUAAUUGUGGGGAUUGGUUUUGGAUGGUGUAACCUGUUGUUGGCAGACCUUCUUCACUGCCACCUAGUGAUGAGGAGUGUGGUUUUUAGUGGUGCAACCAGUUGCCAAGUACAGCAGCAGGUCUAAAGC
Molecule: messenger RNA, 2093 nt
Organism: Musa acuminata subsp. malaccensis (wild Malaysian banana)
Lineage: Eukaryota; Viridiplantae; Streptophyta; Magnoliopsida; Zingiberales; Musaceae
Source: RefSeq, a predicted model, not a curated record